Molecule: messenger RNA, 999 nt
Organism: Miscanthus lutarioriparius
Lineage: Eukaryota; Viridiplantae; Streptophyta; Magnoliopsida; Poales; Poaceae
Source: the annotation of a GenBank genome assembly
AUGGGACUGCGAGUCGUCUCUCCGGAGACCUCCAGCACUGUUGCCACCGACGCUGCGGCGACCGCCGGCGCGCCGCCAGGACAACCCACGCGCGGGCGCGCAGAUAACAGCAAGUGGGCAGAAUUCGCGGCGCGGGUGUCCGGCGAGUGGGACGGCUUCGGCGCGGACUUCACGGCGUCCGGCGACCCCGUGGAGCUGCCGGAGAACGUGGUCCCGGAGGCGUACCGGGAGUGGGGCGUGCAGGUGGUGGACUGGCAGACGCAGUGCCCGACGCUGGCGGACCCGGCCGCGCCGUGCGCGCUGCACUACCGCCUGGUCCGCCUGCUCCCCACGGUGGGGUGCGAGGCUGACGCUGCCACCGUGCACACCUCCCACCAGCGCCACGCCGCCUCCGCCGCCGCCUUCGCGUACGCCGCCGCGGGGUCCUACGUCGCCGCGUGGCCCAGGGGCCCCGCACCCGUGCUCGAGGUGGAGCACUGCGUCGUGCGCUCGGACGCGCCCGCCGAGGAGGCCGGCAGGGUCCGGGUGGUGCAGACUGUGGCGCUGGGCAGGGAGGCGCGGCUCCGCGGCGUCAAGGUCUUCGCCGAGCAGUGGUACGGCCCGUUCCGCGACGGCGAGCAGCUCGGCGGCUGCGCCGUCGGGGAAACCGCGUUCGCGGCGGGGGAGAAGCUCGACGUCGCCGAGGUGAUGGGGCAGUGGGAGACCACGGACGCCGCCGCCGCGAGGUUCUCCGGCGAGCUGGACCCCGAGACGGGAAAGUUCGCGGAGCUGUCGCCGGACGAGCCGAGGAAGGUGCUGAGGGACGCGGAUGGCGUCGUGACGCUGCCGAAGCAGCUGUGGAGCGCGUUCAAGGAGCUCCGCAAUGGCGAGUUCCUGUGCGAGGUCGGGUGGGUUCUGGGCGGCGGCAGCGCUGUCACGUCGCGGUGUGUUCUGUCCACGGACGGAGACGUCAAGGAGAUCGCUGCCGCCCACGAGCGCCGGGUGUCGGAGACCACUUGA